Paramormyrops kingsleyae is the source of this 4122-nucleotide messenger RNA. RefSeq names its product SERTA domain-containing protein 2-like. Gene Ontology annotation, cellular component: nucleus. Gene Ontology annotation, molecular function: transcription regulator activity. The record is from RefSeq and is a predicted model, not a curated record. NCBI's taxonomy places the organism in Eukaryota, Metazoa, Chordata, Actinopteri, Osteoglossiformes, Mormyridae.
GGAGGGAGGAAGCAGGCAGGGUGAGUGUGCGAUUGUGUUUCUGUGUGCCAGUGUGUGUGUGAGAGAGAGAGAGAGAGGCGCGGCACAGCCAGACACAGCCGGCCGUCUCUCGGCGCAGCAGCGGCUCUGCUUUACGUCACCCUCGAGCGGCUGCUGGAUCAGGGCAGUAGCAGCGGCGCCUCGCCUCUCAGCGGCCACACCAGCCGAGUCGGGAUCUCAUUGGGCGCCAUUGCGGACUGCUAUGCCUUUCAAUCGAGCUAAAAUGAAAGUGCGAGCGACCAUUUGAGGAGUUUCGGUUCGAUGCGCGCUCUUAGCGAUGGACGUAGCUCUGUCAGCGGGACGGCGAGCCCCAUGCUUGAUUUAAAGAGCCGACUGGAGCUGAAGCUGAUAUAUGUUGGGUAAAGGGGCAAAGCGGAAGCACGAUAAGGAUGAUGACGGGCUGGAGGGCGACGCGGUGGUGGCAGCGGGGCGAGGGGGGGGCCCCUCUAAGGCAUCCUACACACUGCAGCGACAGACCAUCUUCAACAUGUCGCUGAUGAAGCUGUACCACCCGCGGGCAGCGGUCGAGCCCAGCCUGGAGCGCCGUGUGCUCAUCAACAACAUGUUGCGGCGUAUCCAGGAUGAGCUGCGGCGUGAGGGCGGGGCCCAGCCCCUGCCCCUCCCACUGCCCGCCUCCCCGCCCCCCGAGGACCCUGCCGAUGAAGGGUUCCGCGAGCCGCCCCCCCCGCCACCCGGGCUGGCGCCUCCAGACUCCUGCCUCACCCCAGCCUCCCUAUUGGAGGCUGAUGCCUCCCUCUUCUGCAGCUCCCCCUCCCCACACACCUUGCUCUUCCAUGGCGCCCCCUCUAGGCCAACCCCUUCCCCGUCACCCUCCAAAGAUGGCUUUUCCUCCGCCCUGGACGAAAUUGAGGAGCUGUGUCCCGACGUCGCAACGACUACCUCCCCCCCUCCUGGAGCAUCUCCUCAGGGGCCCCAACUAUCCCCCAUGCUCCCUGCAGGGGGAGACCUGAAAGCCAGAAAGCCCGACGUCCGAGGGGUGGUGAUGGCGACAGACCCUCAACCUGGUAGCCUGGACAUGAGCCCAUGCCCCCCACUCUCUUCUUCCUCCUCAUCCACCACCUCCUCUUCCUCCUCGGGCUUCCUCACGGACCUGGCGCUAGACGACAUCCUGUUUGCGGACAUCGACACCUCCAUGUAUGACUUUGAUGCGUGCACCUCCGCCUCAGGGACCGGCGCCGCCAAAAUUGCCCCCGUGAUGACGGCGGAUGACCUGGUCAAGACUCUGUCGCCCUAUGGCGGCCCUGGCACCGGUCCGACCUCAGCCGCUCCAAGCCAGCCUUUCAAAAUGGACCUGGCCGAGCUGGACCACAUCAUGGAAGUCCUGGUGGGUUCCUGACUUCAGCAGCGUUUCACAAAAAAUAAUAUAUAAAUAUGUAUUUCAGAAGAACAAAGAAAAUAUAGACAGUGCCCAUUUUUGUACAGUUUUCUACGCCGGGCAGUAAGAAAGUGAUGGGUGGCGCCCCUUAGGGGCUGCUUGACGACACUGCAUGCCAUUGGCCCACCCUUCCAUGAGACCCUCAAUGCAGAGACCAUCAGGCGGCUUCUAGCAGAUCCCAGUGCCUUCAUCUGCCUCUGACCACCCCACGGCUUGCGGUCCGUCCCCCGGUUUCCACGGCAACCUGCGGGCAAUUCCGCCGGUUUCUGGCUGCAAAGGAUACCCCCUUUAUUUAAGCACAAAUGGUGACGCGGAGAUUCCCGUUGUCAUGUCCCACUUCUGUAUAUAGAUCCUGUUUCCGGUCCAUCAGCGCUGUCCACACCGGCUCAGUCAAUGAGUUUGAUGAUGAUAUUUUUACACAAACUGUAUUUUUUUUGAAAGAACAGAAGUGCAGAAUUUAAUACUCAUCACUGAAAGUAUUUUAAUAAGGUGUGUUCUCUGAACCUUCUGUUUCUCUUAAACGUGCGAGUUUCCGCACGCAGGGUUCUCCAGGAAGGCCAGUGGUUCCAGUUGGGGCAUUGCCUCAUCACUGGUCCGCCGGCCAAAAGGGACUUUUCAUUGGGUCGCAUAGAUGUCGAAUCUGCAAUAAGUACUCAAACCAACCAAUCACUGUGAGAGAAAAAAGAAACUACAAUCUGUUGGAAAUUAGGGCACGAAUCCACCUCACAUCACAAUGGACAUUUGGAUUUAAUUGUACGUGUUUCUAAAAGAUUAAAUUAUUUUAUAAAGGUAGUAGUUGACCAGUAAAGUAUGAAUGGAAAGGGAAAACAUGUACAGUUUACAAAAAAACGUGGUUUACAUUCACGGGGACUCCACUUCCGUUAGACAGGAGUUACCACAGGAAAUGACAUCAGCUGUAAUAUAUGUUGCCGACACUGACUGAGAGUGUACUGUUCAUCUCGCUACAUUGUAAUGGGACAUGAUUGCGGGACGAUGCCUGUUGUCCUCACGGACUCGCCAAGGCAGCCCCCCCCCCCCAUGCAUGCUCCAUGAAUAAUACCCUUUACCAUUGCACCAAAUAACUGUUUAUUUUUCUUUUAAAAUCAUUUUUAAAGCUGUGUUUUAGCGAUCAAUCCCCGAGCGUGUAGCUCCGCAGAGGCGUAUCGAUGUCUGCAGCCUUUUUGCCAAAUGGUGUUUCCUGCAUCUAUAGCUUUGGGUAAUUUGGUGUGUCUGCUGCCUCAGAGUAUGACCCAUGGCCACCUAAUAUGGCUUCUGUAUGUCUGAUGUUCCUAUUUAAGUUCAGUUGAAAUGCUGUUGCUUUGUUCGUCUGAAACAUCGCCUGUUCUCUCCUUGUCACUGACCUGUCUGGGGCGGCUUCUGGAUGAACAGGAGGUCAGGUGGUCAGCCGACCUGUAGGGGGCGCCGUCAGUGACCCAGCGGGCGCAGGCGCCCCGGAGCACUGCUGAGAUCACGGCACAGACGUGUAGGUCGAGCCUAAGACACGCCUGAGAUGCGUCAUCAUGGCUUGAAAUAGUGUUCCCCCUAGUCCGUUUAUGACGUUUGGGGGGGGUUGAGGUUCCUACGGGCAGCUGUCAGUCAGCACGACUGCAAGUGCAGAAGAGGCAUGGAGAAUCAAAGUAACUUUUUAUCAAAUAUAGUAUUUUUCUAUUAAAUUUUUAAACACGUUCACAUCAGCCUCAUCCCUGAUGGAAGCAAAGCCAUUCAUGUAGCUUAUGGAGGAAAAAUCUUUCAAACUAGAAACGUGUUUUGUGGGGUAAAUCGUAGUACCUGCUGCGUCUCUGAGAGUUUGCUCGAGUGACCAGGAGAGAACCAGGUGGACAGAUUGAUUCCUGAAUGUAAAAUCAGUAACAAUUUCUUUGGUUUGAGGUGAUUUUUUAAAGUUAUUUAUUAUUUGUUUCCUGUGUAAAUAUAUUUAUUUUAAUGUGAUGCUAACAUAUGGAUUGUAAUGCUUGCAGAAUGUAAGGUAGGAAUGUACUCGUCUAGGAAUGUAAUUUGUGGGGGCUUAUGAUUAUGAGAGCGCCUUUCCCGUGCGUUUUAACCUUUUAUUUUCAUAUGAUUUUUACUGAGUGGUUGGGGGGGGGGGUUGUGAGGUCUGUGCCAGGUCAUGGUAAAAACACUCAAUCCUGGACCCAUGGGGGUGCGUUUGGGUGGGCAGCCCAGGACAUGAGCACGAGUGUCUCUAUCAAGUGGAUGCACAGUUUUUCCUUGGAGUUUAAGAGCUCUGAGCUCCAGAGCCAGAAUGUCAGGAUGCUUCCGUCAAUGAUGCCAAAAAUUCCAUGAUUUUUGUACCAUCCACAUCAGAUGGAUUCAGUGUUUUUCUUCCAGAGGCUUGGAGGCUCAGCAAACUCAUCCUGGGCAGGCUGGGGGGGGGGGUUGGGGGGCUGGAGAGCACUGGGACAGACCUCGCCCUGCUGGGUGUAAAAGGGCAUUUUCUGCUGGGGGAAAAAAUGAGGCUGUAUUUUUUUUCCACAGACCUUUUGAGCUGCGGCUUUGUCUAUGCAAUAUUACAUACUCAUCCAAAAUGGAAAUGGAAAGUAAAUAAAAACAUCAAACUGAUUACUGUAUUCACACCAAUGUAUGGACUGUAGUGUGUGUGUGUGUCUCAUUUUAUCAUGAGGUGUGUGUAUAUGUAUGUGUGAGUGUGUGUGUGAGUGAGUGAGCCAGCU